Messenger RNA from Annulohypoxylon maeteangense, 996 nucleotides. RefSeq lists its product as uncharacterized. Bases 123 to 770 code for a protein of 215 amino acids. Lineage: Eukaryota; Fungi; Ascomycota; Sordariomycetes; Xylariales; Hypoxylaceae. The record is from RefSeq and is a predicted model, not a curated record. The transcript has a single exon.
CGAUCUUAACAUUCUUGACACCACCAUCUGCAACAUCUGCACCAUCCGCACCACCCAUAGGUACCAUCCAUCCCAUCCAUCCCAUCUCUCUCCUUCCCAAACGCCAUAAUCCACCAAUCUGAAUGGCCAAUCGCGCCGUUCCGAAAACAACCGAGGUGAUCCCCGGCGCAGUUGUGAACAUCGUUCUCAAAGCCGAUCAGCGCACAGGUCGAGAAGUGAGGGGAACCGUUCGCGACGUCUUGACACGCGGGGAUCAUUAUCGUGGUAUUAAAGUCCGACUUGCCGAUGGGCGCAUCGGCAGAGUCCAGAGCAUCGCUUCAGGCGCCUCUUCUACCCCCGCUUCAUCUUCAGAUCCCGAUGGUGUUACCUUGAUAAGUACAGGUACAGGUACUUAUACUUCAACGCCCGCUGAAGAUGAGUCGACCGAUUUAGCCAAUCGGACAGUUCAAAAUCCACGUGGGCGCCGCCCGCGUUACAGAGACAUGCGACUUGAUGAACCACUAGAAGCGCCACCGGACCAGACUGAUCUAGGCGCGUACAUCGUGUCCACCAAGCGCAAGGGUAAGGGUAAAGGUAAAGGCAAGAAUAAGAAUGUUCCAAAUGAAUCUGGCCAGCAAGAUGAUCCUAUGCGACAAGAUGGUGUAUCAGGAAGUAACAAUUCGAAUUCGGUUAUGGAUGUAACUUCAGCCACAUCGACUUGUCCAGUUUGCGGCACUUUCGAAGGAGACGAGACGGCUGUGGCUCACCACGUCGCGGAACAUUUUGAAUGAUGCAAACUAAUUGACAACCUUUGAGAUGAACAAUUUGACGGUGGCGAUUAUACCAAAUGAAUUAUGUGUGGAUAGGAAGGACUCGGAAGGCUUUACUUUGACCAUACUCGAGAGCUUGGAUGCACUCCUUCUCAUUUUUCAAAGCUGAUGUCACUCUUGAGAUCCCCCGGAUUGACCAACCUUUUCGCGAUCGGUCUUGACCUUCAAUCAUUACCUUAUACUUUCU